UCUUCCUAUUUCUCUCUCUAUCUCUCCUUCUUUUCUCUCUCUUUCUAUUCAACUUUAGUUCUAAUCAAAACACAAAACAUACCCAGUUCACCAAAUUACCUGUUUUGCUACUUCCAUGUUCGUAGUCUCUGAUUCUUCACCAUUUGGGCCUUCUAUUUCCUCCAGCUUCUGCUUCUUCUUAGAUGGAAAGCUUCUGCUUCUUGACAAACCUAUAAAUCCAAACAGAAAUGAUCUCAACUCUUGUUCUUGUUCUUCCGAGCAUGAAUUACUAGAGUAGCACAGUUACAAAAUUCAUUUUAUGAGAUUAAGAGGGAUUGGAAAUGGAGAGUGGGUGGAGCUGGGAUCAGAAGUCACUCAUUGGUGAGCUAAUUCAGGGUAUGGAACUUACCAAGCAAUUGAGAGCCGAGUUGAAUUUGGAAUCUGCAGCAGAAAGCAGGGGAUCAUUAGUACAGGGAAUCUUAUCUUCAUAUGAGAAAGCUCUUAUCAUACUGAAAUGGAAUGGAGCAAUGAGUCAGCCUCAGAUGGCAGAAGCAGCAGCUUCUGCUUUGCCAGGCUCUCCAAUUUCUGUCAACGAAAGUCCUUCAAGUGAUGACUCUGGUAGAGGCCUCAAGGACUCUCAGGAACCCACAAAGGAAUCAAAGAAGAGAAAGACACAGCCCAGAUGGACAGAACAAGUGAAAGUUAACUCUGAGACGGGAUUCGAAGGACCCUACGAGGAUGGUUAUAGCUGGAGAAAAUAUGGACAAAAGGACAUUCUUGGAGCAACAUAUCCCAGAAGCUACUAUAGAUGCACUUUCCGUAAUACUCAGAAUUGUUGGGCAGUAAAGCAAGUACAAAGAUCUGAUGAAGACCCUUCUGUGUUUGAGAUUACGUAUCGAGGAAAGCACACUUGUUCCCAGGGGAACUAUUUGGCCCAAUCAUUUCAUUCACCAGAAAAGCAAGAAAAGAAGGAAAACGAGCACGAUGAUGACCAUCAUCAAAAGCAACCUUCGCAAGAGAACUUACUCGGUUAUCAGACAUUUGAGAAUAUCGGAAAGCUUGAAAACAAGGCAUCUACCUUCUGCUUCGGUUCGACUUCAGGUGGAUGCAAGAACAUUGAAAAUAGUGACUUUUCACGUUUAGCUAUCGACACUCACGCCAGCUUGGGAAACUUUUCUCAAUCAUUUAUCUCUCCAACCACACCAGACUCGAACUACUUUACGCCAUCCCCAUGCCAAAGGAGCCACGUAGGAGGGGCUCAUAAUGUGCAUCAAUCAGAAUCUGAUGUCCAUGAGAUUUUCUCGGCCAACACUUCAGCCACCAAUUCCCCUAUCCUAGAUUGGGAUUUUCCAUUUGAUGCAGAGCACAUCAACCCGAAUUUCCCAUUUAAUUCCCCCGGAUUUUUCUACUAAACCACUUGGGCAUAAAAAUAAAAUGGCACCCUGGCUAAUAACAAAUCCUUUAGCAUAUAGCUUCAAUCAUGCACAAAGACAGAGGAAAGGAAGGUUGUUUCUACCCAGAUUUCAUUUUCUCAAAUGUUAGCAAAGCAUGGUGAUUAGUAAUAUAAUUAGCAGGCUCAUCUUUGGUUCUUUGAUUAAUUUUAAUUCCAAUUGAUUGCAUACAACAUUAGACUAAGUAAUUGCAUACAUAAUUCAUAUGUCAUGUUUGGAAUUAGGAGGCUCUAGAACAAUAAUAGUAAAUGAAAAAUACAUCCUUAUAGUUUAUCAUGCAUCUCCUAGAAUCUAAAAAGUAAUUAUCAAUAUCCUUAGAUCUGAGUCAGAUGACAUCUACAUAAAUAUUAUAUCAAAUAUCAUCACAUCAUCAAGAAAAUGGAGGAAAAAUGUGUGACGUGUUUUGUUCAUCAUCAAAUCACAUGGAUGUAUCACAAAUUUACUAAAUCACAAAGAUGCAUUUGGCAGA
Messenger RNA from Momordica charantia (bitter melon), 1899 nucleotides. RefSeq names its product WRKY family transcription factor (gene WRKY53). Lineage: Eukaryota; Viridiplantae; Streptophyta; Magnoliopsida; Cucurbitales; Cucurbitaceae. Gene Ontology annotation, cellular component: nucleus. Gene Ontology annotation, biological process: regulation of DNA-templated transcription. The record is from RefSeq and is a predicted model, not a curated record. Gene Ontology annotation, molecular function: transcription cis-regulatory region binding; DNA-binding transcription factor activity.